AUUCCUAUUUAAUUUUCUAUUACAUUUAUUUAGCUGGGCAGGCAAUUUAUUCCUAUGAAUAUACUAAUCCAAAGGUUACAUAAGCCAACCGAAUGUACAUAAUUACCAUCGAGUUCGCUCGUGUUUUUGUUUGACUGGUUUAGGUAUCGUGUCGUUUGCAUUAUUGUAUAGCUACUUUCUCCGCUUUUUUAGAGAUGAAUAACCUCUUUCAAAACUUUAAGAGGAUUUUGGACAAAUAUCCAAUAAUUGUUAAUUCUGUCGUAUAUGGCUCAUUGUGCGUUGGAGCAGAAUUUUCCCAACAGACUAUUACAAAAAAAUUGUUGGAUGAUCCACCUAAACCAUAUGACUGGAAUACGCUUGGUAGAUACACAAUUUAUGGAACAACUUUAGCUGGGCCUAUGUUAACAGUUUGGUAUAGAUUUUUAGAUAAAAAAUUUGUGGGAACAACGACCAAAGUUAUUGUGAAGAAGUUAUUAAUAGAUCAAUUUUUUUUCACACCACAGCUGUUGCUUGUGUUUUAUGUAUCUAUGAGCGUAAUGGAAAGGAAACCUGAUAUCUUUGAGGAGUUUAGGCAGAAGAUUGGAAACACUUUCAAGACAAGUUGCAUGUUCUGGUUACCAGCCCAGUCCAUAAAUUUUCUUUUAAUUCCUCCAGCAUUUAGAGUUACGUAUGUCGGGACAUGUUCUUUUGCGUGGGUGAACAUCCUUUGUUGGAUCAAGCGACAGUCAUAACGAUACAAAAAGAAGAGGCAAAUAUACUUUUGAUGCAAUUACUACUAGUUUGAUUGCUGAAGAUACUGCCAUAUAACUCAAUAGUUCAUUCCAGUCAAAUUGGAUUAAAAUAAAGGCAAAUGAAGAAAUAAUUUAUAAUAUUUUGAGAUGUUGGGUAUUAAUUUUCAGCCGAAAUAGGUGUCCUAGAAUAAUUUCCAGUACUUAUAUGAAUUAAUGAAAUUUCAUUCCAAAUAAUAUCACGUUUCUCCCACUUCCACGCAUAUGACACGAAGGAAAACGGCUAAGUUAGAAAGUGACCGUCUCUCUUUUUUGUGUACACCAUAAGCGAAGAUAGAAAUAGACGCUUGUAAAAUAGAACAUUGCUUGUGUUCGCGCGCAGGCUGAAUAUAUCGGCAGGCUAUGCAAAAAUCAGUCGGCAAGUUGUCUUUACAUCUAAUUUGUGGCGCAGAGAUUUAUAUGCAAUUUUUUUAAACUGCACGAUUAGGAAGAAUGACCAGCAGCAAUCCUCUUACUUUGUGGACGUUGUUUUCCCCAAAAAAAUUUCCGUGUCUUUCUUACUGGUCCUAUCAUGAAUCACUAUCCAAAAUUUUAUAAACUAUUUCUUCUAAAAUGCUAAUUUGACUGGAGGUUACUCCAAUUGUAUAAAUUUUUGCUAGACUUACUUAUAAUUUUGAUUCAGAACGUCAAACAUUUUUCAAAAACAAGCAGUCCAACUUUUACACUAUACCUAUCAAUAUAAGGCUAGUUGGAAGAAAUCCUAAAACACAAUUUUGAAAAAUCAAUACCCUGUGCAAUCGGUGAGUGAUAUUAUGUUCAUUUGCACAUAAUCUUAAUUAUUAUAAGUCAUAGUAUGUAAGAUAUAAUGUAAUUAAUUCUUAAGUUUUUUUUUUUUCAUUUUAUAAAAUAGAAAUAUGGUGUUGCAACUACUGUGAUAGAUAUUUGCAUGUAGUACGAGUAGAUAUAGAAAUUUUGGUUUCCUAAUGGAAAAAAAAAUCUUGUUAAUCAAGGUUCAUAUUUUUAAUAAUUUAAUAUUGUCGUUUUUAUUGUAUAAGUGAGUUUUUGUUUAACUUAAAAAUAGAGGUGCAUAUAAACAUAGACCACAUAUUUUUCUUCCUUCUACUUAUGUAUCUUUGAAAAUUGGCACCAUUAAGAACUAUAGUAAAACAUUUAUUUCUAGUUACACAAUUAUAUUGUCUUAUUUUAUGUAGGUAUGUA
Messenger RNA from Anoplophora glabripennis (Asian longhorned beetle), 1946 nucleotides. Its product is annotated as mpv17-like protein. Lineage: Eukaryota; Metazoa; Arthropoda; Insecta; Coleoptera; Cerambycidae. Bases 195 to 731 code for a protein of 178 amino acids. Gene Ontology annotation, cellular component: membrane; cytoplasm. The transcript is spliced from 5 exons. The record is from RefSeq and is a predicted model, not a curated record.